Molecule: messenger RNA, 669 nt
Organism: Adineta steineri
Lineage: Eukaryota; Metazoa; Rotifera; Eurotatoria; Adinetida; Adinetidae
Source: the annotation of a GenBank genome assembly
AUGAAGAAUUUUAUCAUAUUUAUUCUUAUUGUAUGUGUUAGUUUUAUUUAUACGAAAGAUGUUUGUCGAUUUCCUAAAACUUGGAAAACUCGUUAUGAUUUCGAUUAUAAAUCUCGUAAAAAUGAAUGGGCAACACCGAAUGCUAAAACCGAUUAUUAUAAGCUAGUUCUUUCAUGGUCACCAUCGUUUUGUAAAGAAUUACCAGCAUCACAACGUAAUCAAACAUUUCAAUGUCAAUAUAAUGAUUUUGGUUUAAUUGUUCAUGGCUUUUGGGCACAAUCAAAAAGUGCUAAAACUCUUAAACAACAUCCACGUAAUUGUCGUAAUGAUAAACAAUUACCUUUGACAACAAUCAAACGCCAUUUUUGUAUGAUGCCUGGUGAAACUUUAAUUCAAGGCGAAUGGGAAAAACAUGGUACAUGUAGUUUUCGUACGGGUGAGGAAUAUUUGGAUACAAUUGAACGACUUUAUAACGCAUUAACAAUUCCGAAUCUAAAACUUAUCUUAGCUGAUAAACGUGUUGAUCAAUAUAAAAUAAAAAAAGGAUUUAUCGAAAAAAAUCCGAAGUUACAUACAAAUCAAAUGAUUAUUUAUAUGAAAGGAAAAGAAUUAGUUGAUAUAAAAAUAUGUUAUGAUCUUAAAUUAAAUUAUACAAAUUGUUAUCGUUAA